Oncorhynchus masou masou (cherry salmon) is the source of this 936-nucleotide messenger RNA. RefSeq names its product GTPase-activating Rap/Ran-GAP domain-like protein 3. Lineage: Eukaryota; Metazoa; Chordata; Actinopteri; Salmoniformes; Salmonidae. The coding region runs from base 704 to 934 and encodes 76 amino acids. The transcript is spliced from 4 exons. The record is from RefSeq and is a predicted model, not a curated record.
AUGACACUGUCCCCGUGCACAUAGCAAGGUCCACAUACAUUUGGUCAUGUAGUGUAUAUUAUGCCUAACCUACACAGUUGUUGAUUUUAUGCAAUGCUGUACAAGUGACACACUUCCACCCCCAAAAAAACUAUUUUUUUAACUAUUCCUGUACUGUCCGUUCCUGUGGACUGUUGAUCCUGUCCCGAACUUGACUCUAGAUCUUAACUCCCAUUCCUACCAUAAACCAAGCCCUGUUUCCAACUUGACUCUAGAUCUUAACUCCCAUUCCUACCAUAUACCGAGCCCUGUUUCCAACUUGACUCUAGAUCUUAACUCCCAUUCCUACCAUAUACCAAGCCCUGUUUCCAACUUGACUCUAGAUCUUUAUUCCCAUUCCUACCAUAUACCAAGCCCUGUUUCCUUGACAACCUUUACCAUGCACUACUUCUUUCUCACUGACGCCUAGUGGAUCACCAUGCCAUAAUAUCAUAUUUACUAACUGUGUGCCAUGUGACAUAUUCUGUUGUAGCAUAUGCAUUGUAACAUAAUGUAGACGCCAGUUGAUAUACUGGUAACUACGUGUUUGUGGUUAUGCUGGGAUGUCCUUUUUGUGCUGCAGCCUUGGGAGUCCCAGUUGUUCUGCAGUACGUUUUCCUAUGAGACAGUGUGUGCUGACUCCUGGGGUCGGUCUCUGUUGGUCGCCACGGAAGCAGCAGGGGUCAUGAUGAUAGAUGCUGUUGAUCCACUUCUUUCAAACCCAGACGCCCAGGUCCUGCCCCCAGUGCAGGUGUUUGAUAAGACCAUGGUGGUGAAGCAGAUGCAUGUUCUAGAGCCUCAGGAUCUCCUCAUCACCAGGACUGACAAAGGGAAGGAUGCGCGUCUCUAUGUGUUCAGACUGAGCAUGCUCAAGAGAGGCCUGGAGGAGAGGCAGCUGGGUUCGCACCAAGUGUGACA